Molecule: messenger RNA, 2612 nt
Organism: Silurus meridionalis
Lineage: Eukaryota; Metazoa; Chordata; Actinopteri; Siluriformes; Siluridae
Gene: wdr48b
Product: WD repeat domain 48b
Exons: 19
Coding region: 36-2069 (677 amino acids)
Biological process (GO): double-strand break repair via homologous recombination; protein deubiquitination
Molecular function (GO): ubiquitin binding
Source: RefSeq, a predicted model, not a curated record
UUUUUUUUUUUUUAAGUUGACUGUCAACAUGAAAGAUGGCGACGCAUCACAGGCAAAACGCUGCUGGCCGGAGAAAAGUCCAGGUCUCCUAUGUGAUAAGAGAUGAGGUCGAGAAGUACAAUCGGAAUGGAGUGAACGCCCUGCAGCUGGAUCCGGCCCUCAACCGGCUCUUUACUGCGGGGAGAGACUCCAUCAUCCGCAUAUGGAGCGUCAAUCAGCACAAACAGGAUCUCUAUAUAGCUUCGAUGGAGCACCACACAGAUUGGGUGAAUGAUAUAGUGCUCUGCUGUAAUGGGAAGACUCUAAUUUCAGCCUCGUCAGAUACUACAGUGAAAGUGUGGAACGCACACAAAGGCUUCUGCAUGUCCACUUUAAGAACUCAUAAGGACUACGUCAAGGCUCUGGCGUAUGCGAAAGACAAGGAGCUGGUGGCUUCCGCUGGACUGGACAGGCAGAUCUUUUUGUGGGACGUAAACACACUCACGGCUCUGACCGCCUCCAAUAACACAGUCACCACUUCCUCUCUGAGCGGGAACAAAGACUCCAUCUACAGCCUUGCAAUGAACCAGCUGGGCACAGUCAUCGUUUCGGGGUCGACAGAAAAGGUCUUGAGGGUCUGGGAUCCGCGGACGUGCGCAAAACUGAUGAAGCUGAAAGGACACACGGACAACGUCAAGUCGUUACUGUUAAACAGAGACGGUACUCAGUGUCUGUCCGGGAGCUCGGACGGUACAAUUCGACUGUGGUCUCUGGGUCAGCAGCGAUGCAUCGCAACAUACCGCGUCCACGACGAGGGCGUGUGGGCUCUGCAGGCCAACGAAGCCUUCACGCACGUCUACUCAGGAGGUCGUGACCGCAAGGUCUACUGCACAGACCUGCGCAACCCGGACAUCCGAGUGCUCAUAUGCGAAGAGAAGGCGCCUGUAUUGAGAAUGGAGCUGGACCGCUCUGCAGACCCUGCUCCUGCCAUUUGGGUGUCCACAACCAAAUCCUGUGUGAACAAAUGGUCUUUGAAAGGAAUGCACAACUUUCGAGCGUCAGGAGACUACGACAACGACUGCAGCGCCCCGCUGACCCCGCUGUGUACACAGUCUGAGCAAGCCAUUAAAGGUGGUGCCAGCAUAAUUCAGUGUCACAUCCUGAACGACAAGAGGCACAUCCUGACCAAAGACACCAACAACAACGUGGCGUUCUGGGACGUCCUCAAGGCGUGUAAAGGCGAAGACCUCGGGAAAGUGGAGUUCGAUGAGGAGAUAAAGAAGCACUUCAAGAUGGUCUACGUGCCCAACUGGUUUUCAGUGGACCUCAAAACUGGAAUGCUGACCAUCACUUUGGAUGAGAGCGACUGCUUUGCUGCCUGGGUGUCCGCCAAAGACGCCGGAUUCACAAGUCCGGAUGGAUCGGAUCCAAAGUUGAAUCUGGGAGGGCUUCUGCUCCAGGCUCUGCUCGAGUUCUGGCCUCGAACACACAUCAAUCCGAUGGAAGAAGAAGAAGGAGAUGUUAAUCAUGUAAAUGGGGAGCAGGAGAACCGGCUCCAGAAAGGGAACGGUUAUUUCCAGGUGCCGCCACACACUCCGGUGAUCUUCAGCGAGGCAGGUGGAAGGACGCUGUUCAGGUUAUUAUGUCGAGACUCUGGUGGAGAAACCGAAUCCAUGUUGCUGAAUGAAACCGUUCCACAGUGGGUCAUUGACAUUACUGUGGACAAAAACAUGCCCAAAUUCAACAAGAUCCCAUUCUACCUGCAGCCGCACUCGUCUUCCGGCGCGAAAACGCUCAAGAAGGACAGGCUGUCGGCCAGUGACAUGCUGCAGGUGAGGAAGGUGAUGGAGCAUGUCUACGAGAAGAUCAUCAACCUGGACACGGAGUCUCAGACCACGAGCUCAUCGGGAACUGAGAAGCCCGGGGAGCAGGAGAAGGAGGAGGACAUGGCCAUGCUCGCUGAGGAGAAGAUUGAACUCAUGUGCCAGGAUCAGGUUCUGGAUCCAAACAUGGACUUGAGAACAGUAAAGUAUUUUAUCUGGAAGAGCGGCGGAGACCUGACUCUUCACUACAGACAGAAGUCGACGUGAGGACGAUUCCAGCGCCUUUUUUUCCCGAUUGCUCAUUGAGAACGUUCAGCACCAUUCCCCUUCAUCUCACCAUGAGACUGGAAACAGACUGUACAGUAUACUAAUCCAAGACUUUUUUUAUUUUUAUUUGUUCGUUUCAAAUAUAUAUUUUUUGUCUGGUUCAUAAGACGCAGGGUCCGUACUUCCUGCCGACUAUCCUGUUGAAGUACUCCUGGGCCAAACAUCAGAAAACAUAAAAAUUAGUAGUUUGUUGUUCUAUAUGAACAUAAAAACCACUGACGAAUCUCAAAACUCUUAAGAUGUUGGUCGAUGCGGGCUUGGUGCAAACUCUGGACCCACAUUUCACAUUCCUGGUAUACGUCGCUCGUCCUGGCGGCUUUUCAAAUAUGCACCAACGCUCUGAAGGUCUUGAGCAUUCGAAUUUUCAAUGUGGAUUAUUCAUAAUUUGUCGUCCAGGGGUAUUUUUUUUUACACGCCAUUCCUGAAUCUUUGAGAGUUUUCUCAUUCAGCUGUAAUAAAUAAAGCCAGUACUGGUGAACUUUU